Messenger RNA from Canis lupus familiaris (dog), 1580 nucleotides. RefSeq names its product retinoic acid receptor responder 1 (gene RARRES1). The record is from RefSeq and is a predicted model, not a curated record. Lineage: Eukaryota; Metazoa; Chordata; Mammalia; Carnivora; Canidae. Gene Ontology annotation, molecular function: metalloendopeptidase inhibitor activity. The transcript is spliced from 7 exons. The coding region runs from base 1 to 1041 and encodes 346 amino acids.
AUGCCGGCUGACGCUUGUCCAGCCUGGGGGACCCCGCUGGCCCGCCCCGUGGAGGGGUCCCCGUGGAGGCGCGUCCCCGCGGAGGGGUCCCCUUCGGCGCUGGCUCAGCCCCGAGUUGCGGCGGGGAGGGAGCCGGGUCGGUGGAGCGCCGCGUCCACGCCGCCCGCCGCGUCCACGCCGCCCGCGCCCCGCCCCGGGGUCCCGCGGCCCUCCGCCCUGCUGCUGGCGCUGGCGCUGGCGCUGUGUCUGGCGGUGCCCGGGCUGCAGGCGGCGGGGCCGGGGCCGGGGCCGGGGCCGGGGCCGGGGUCGCCGGGGGUCCCCGGGGCCCCCCCGCCCGGGCUGCUGCGGCAGGCGGCGCGCGCGGCCCUGCACUUCCUCAACUUCCGCGCGGGCUCGCCCAGCGGGCUGCGGGUGCUGGCGGCCGUGCUGCGGGGCCGCGCCGCGGUUGACGCGCGGAGGACCUGCCGGGUGGACCUGGAGUUCACGGCCGAGCGCUACGGCCCCGAGGUGGCCGACGGACGUUUGGGGAGAUGCUCUGCUCGAGUGGUUUUCAGGCAUCAGAAGCCCAGGCCGGCCGUUAACGUGACUUGCACUCGGUUCAUGGAGACGAGCAGGAGGCGGCGGGAGGAUUUCCUGCUGUACAAGCGCGCCAAGCGGCUCCGAGCCCCGCUGGGGGCGACCAGCAUACCCGACAGUCACGGAUGGAUCGAUCCCUCCCUGAGACCCAUCUGGGAUUUGGCUUUUCUCGGCAGCUCUUACGUGAUGUGGGAGAGGACGACGCAGACGUUACACUACUACAUGGCGCAGCUCAGCAGUGUGAACCAAUGGAAAACGAAUGAGGAUGCAAUUGAUUUUGAUUACACGGUUCUACUCCACGAAUUCUCGACACAGGAAAUCAUCCCCUGCCGCAUUCACUUGGUCUGGUACCCAGGUAAACCGCUGAAAGUGAAGUACCACUGCCAGGAGCUGCACACAGCACAGGAGGGCUCUGGCACCGAAGAAGGCUCAGCUGUGGCGCCAACACAGCCUAAUAAUUUCUAGAGAAGAAAAUAAGAUCUGCUCAUACCAAAUUCUAAACAAAGUGACUGUACUAAGUCAUCACUAAUCACUCUGGUAAAACAGGGAAGGUAGAAGGUAUUCUGAUCUUUGGCAAAAACUGCAAUUACAGUCCUCAACAAUUACAAGACGUUGGGGUUUUUGUUUUUCUGUUGGUUUCGUUCAUUUAAUCAAUUCUGGGAACGCAGGCGUACCGAACCCUGCUCCGUGCUAAGCAGUUUACUCCACGGGCUUCUCAGGGUUUCGGCCCUAAAUGCUGUGCUUGGAUCAAUACACAUUGAGGAAAACAAAAGAUUGAAGGUCUCACCUCUGUAUUUCUCAUUACCUUGAACGUAGCGCAGCCGACUACUUUCUGUUGCUAGAUUCCUGCUACCUAGGAUGUAAAGAAGAGAAUAUAUCUCAAUAAAGCAAAUUGUAGAGAAAAUAUUAUCAGUUUAGAAGGAACUUUACUAUUUUUUACGAUUUCAAGCGACUAUUCUUUUUUGUAUCUACUUUUAAAUAAAUAUUUACAUUUCUACAUAAAA